Molecule: messenger RNA, 4374 nt
Organism: Oncorhynchus mykiss (rainbow trout)
Lineage: Eukaryota; Metazoa; Chordata; Actinopteri; Salmoniformes; Salmonidae
Gene: adgrf3b
Product: adhesion G protein-coupled receptor F3b
Biological process (GO): cell surface receptor signaling pathway; adenylate cyclase-activating G protein-coupled receptor signaling pathway
Cellular component (GO): membrane
Molecular function (GO): G protein-coupled receptor activity
Source: RefSeq, a predicted model, not a curated record
ACUACCCUCUCCACUACUGUUUCAUCGAUGUGGAUAGGGGGGUGUUCCCUCUGCUGUUUCCUGAAGUCCACAAGCAUGUCUGACAUCAAUGUGUGACCAAUUAUAAUGAUACUUUUACAUGGUCAAUUUCAGAAAAUGAUAUAUAACAUUAACAUACUGUUGGUUUUGGUGUAAUGGGAUGUUUUGCCUUGUGUGGUAGAUUUUGUGGGUUUUGUGGGCUUUGUGUCAUGACAGUGUUUUUAGCCCAAACGGUUCAGACGCUACAGACAGAAGUUGGCACAUCAGCUUUACCUACUUCAGAUGAGUCACGUUCAGACAUUACAGACGUUUUCAUUUGAUUUUCUGGAUGUUUCAUGGUCUGACAAACACCGGUGUAGCUUGACCACCUUCCACCGCAGAUGCGGAAGUCUGACAGGCAGAUGUGGUGGGUAUUUUUGUAUUACGUUGCUAAGACUGACACAUGGGUGCGUCAAAAGACUCUUAAUUAACCAGUGUUGAAGUAGCUAUGAGGUAACUGUGGCUCAAUACAGUCAGGCCUCAUCAAGUACUGUGUUCUGUAAUGUCUAGCUGGUAAAUAUUUGCAAUAAAAGAACUAACCACAUUGGGCCUCUCACUGUUCCACCUGUCUUUCCUCAAUUGAGUGUAUAAUAUUUAAAUGUAUAAGAAUUACAUGUAAUGUCCAGGCAAAAUUUCCUAUUGAUAUAGUUUGUAACCUCCUGAAAGGAAAAGCUGGAUUUGGUAGCCAAAUGUGGAUGGAAAGUUGAAGGCCUGAAGGCCCGUGUUGACCAGUCCAGAUGGCAUUGGGAGAUACCAGCCAUGCAAAUGGCAGGGAACACUUUUUCAAAGCAGCUUCUUAUCGUCAUCUGACGCAUCUCUUGUGCUGCUUUCAAGCUUUUUUCACUGUGAGUGUUCAGUCUACCCUGAAGGCCUCCUGGUGAUCAUGGAUUACAAACUGCAUCCCACCUGUUGAUCACUGGUUUCACAAGUAAAAUCCAGGUUUAUGAGCAGAUUUCUUAAAUCAAGACAAACGAUGUGGGCCAGAGCUGUAAUACUUUUCAUUGGUGUGGUAUUCCAUUGCCAGCAGGCCUUAGCAGUGGAUACCUACAUGGCUGAGUUCAUGAUAGAAAGCAAUGCUACGUUGUACGUCUCUGGUGCUCUAUCAGCAAUCAAGCAAAAAGCAACACCUAAUACAACAAUGACUAUUGAACUGCUUGAACUAACAGCAGAAUGUAAAAUUGUCGGGAAUGCUUCUACGUGUAACUGUUCAUCAGCGUACAUCUGGAGUAACGACGUGUGUGGCAAUUUCCAGUGUUGCGAUGACUCAUAUUGUAAAGCAAAUAUUUCUCACUACCCAGCCCUCUGCAUACCCAAAGUGAAAGUUCGCUUUAAUGGAACAGUCCAAGUGAGAAUAACAAUUCAUCAAACUGAUACUAUCAAAAUACAGCUUACAGAUGGUUUUAAACAAUUACAUGGGUUUGAGUGCCUCAAUGUGUCUGGACCGAGGGAUGAUGGACAAAUUGUUGAUUUCAAAGUGGAUCUCAGUGUCAUAUUUCUGACUGAUAGACUUGCAAAAAUAAUAGCUGACCUGGAACCUACUGUUGGCAAAAUAGCUGUUGAAACAUCAGGACUCGUGAGCAUUCAGUAUCCAAGGGACACAGUGAAAUUCUCCUCAACACCGACGCUAAACUGCAGAUUUGAAGAGAAAACAAACGGCUCUUGGAACUGGAACCUGUUAAAAGGAAAUAAGACAUUUGAUCUGAACACUGGAAGCAGCAUAACCGUCUCAUUACCCAAUGAAACGCCACACAAUUGUACCACAGUCCAAAUUAUAAGGUUGUCAGGGAACUGGGCAGGGAUUUAUAAGUGUGGAUUUUCCAAAGGGUCCAUUGUGCACGCAGCCACUGCAGAGUUGAAGGUAGCCCUGCUACCAGAUAAGAUCACCAUGACGAUUGACCCACUGACUGUAGAAUGCCAAGAUGGAGUGCCUCCUGUGACAGUCACCGCAACCAUCGAUAACAGCACAGAGCAAUACACGGUCACUUGGUCAUACCAAAAUAAUCUCCAAACUCCAAAUCUCCAAACUCAACCAGUACCACCAGCGGGGAUAGCCUACACCACAGAGAUAAUUAUAAAUUGCAGUCCAUCAAGCUCACCCCAUGUUGUCAUCGUCAGCUUUACAAACCAGAUGGAUGAGAUCAAGAAAGCAAGCAUAACUAUCCCAGUGAUAUAUGCUCAUGACAAGAACCAGGCUUGUCCUGAAGACAAUAAUGUUUGGCCAAAAACCCCAAAAGGUGUAACUGUCACCAUCCGAAAAUGUGAGGUGAAUAGAGUUGGGUACAAAGAGCGGACAUGCAAGGGGCCUGAGUGGAUGGAGGUGCUGGAUAACUGUGUCAAUGAGGAGCUCAACAAAGUUGUCAAUGCAGCAGCAAGUUUUAAAGAGGGACUUGGGGCCACUCUGCAGGUUGCUAUUCAAAUCUUUUCUGAUUUGAAGAAGAGCAUGGUUGCUGACUCAGUUGCUGAUCUGAGUGCAUCCAUCAAUGUGCUGGAUACCAUGUCGAGUGCAUCAGAAACCAUCACCCUGGAUAACUCCAUUUUAGAUACAUUUCUUGAUGCUGCGAGCAACAUGUUGAAUAACACUUGGAAGGCAGUCAACAAAACCCUUGAAUACGACAUGUCCUCAAAAUACCUCACGUCUAUCGAGGGUCUAGUGAAUAACAUCAAAAUGAAUACCAGUGACGGAAAUGACACCCCAAAUAUACAACUCAAACUCUGCAAUGUUCAAAACGGCACAUCUUGCAAUGACAUUGUGUUUGGUGUAGAGGUCAAAUUGGCCCUGUCCUCGGGAAUAGUGAAAACUGUGGGAGUAAAAAACCUAGCUGAGAAAUUAAACAAUUCUAAAUUCUCAGACUAUAAAUUCCCUAGCAUUGUGGUGUCAGCCACACUGCAAAACAGCAAUGACUCCAAAAUAGACAUCAAAUUGGACUUUCCCAUCAACCAGUCGAUGACUCAAGACUCCAACAUCCUCUGUGUGUUCUGGAACACCACAUUGAACGAAUGGUCUGAAGAAGGCUGCAAGUGGAAGAAAGGGGUCAACAAUAGAAGCCAUUGCGAGUGCACCCACCUGACCUCCUUUUCAGUGCUGAUGUCAAAGAUCCCGGUGACCCUGCUCUUUCUGGAUGAGAUCACCUACGUGGGCCUCGGCGUGUCCAUCUGCUCCCUCAUCAUCUUCCUCAUCAUCGAGGCGCUGGUGUGGUCGGCCGUCGUCAAGUCCAACCUCUCGCACUUCCGCCACACGGCCCUGGUCAACAUCUCUCUGUGCCUGUUACUGGCCGACUGCAGUUUCCUGGCCUCCUGCUUCCCCAGCAUCAAAACCUCUACCUGGUGCCUCGUCCUGACCGUGACCAAGCAGUACUUCUUCCUGGCUAUGUUCUGCUGGAUGCUAUGCCUCAGCAUCAUGCUACUACACCAGCUCAUCUUCAUCUUCCACCCGCUGAGGAAGAGGGUAUAUCUGCUCCUGUCCACCAUCCUCGGCUACAUCUGUCCCACAGUGAUAGUGUCAGCUACCUAUGUGUACUACAAAUACACAGGGAAACCCUACCACAACACGGAAACCUGCUGGCUCACUUACGAGGGGCCUCUGAAGGGGUCCAUUCACGCAUUUCUUCUGCCAGUCGGGACGAUUAUUUUGAUGAAUCUCUUCUCCAUGGGUGUUGUCAUCAUGACACUCCUAAAGUCCACUGUCUCUGAUGGGAGUAAAGCCGAUGAGAAAGAGGCAGCCAAAAGCAUCAUGAAAGUGAUGGUCUUUUUAACGCCAGUCUUUGGAGUAACAUGGGUUUUGGGAUUCUUUGUGUUGCUCAUUGAUAUCAACAAACCAAUGGGUGUUCUGAUGAAUUAUGCUUUCACCAUCAUAAACUCCUUUCAGGGCCUCUUCAUUUUGCUGACUGGAUGUUUUGCAGAGAAAAGGGUGAAAGAUGAGGUGUUGAAACUUUUCUUGGCUGGGGCACCUACUACCAAAGGGACAAGUGAGAGUAUAAAAAACCUGACAAAGUCCACUUCAAAUAACUGAUGAACAUCAAGAAAACUAGCUAUAUUCUGGAUCAAGCUAUAUACUGGAUCAGGACCAACCCAUAUGUCUGCCACUACUCUCACCCAGACAGAAACAUCCACCUGGUUGUUUCCUCAAAGACAGGGAUGGCUGUGGUUUAGGUGGUGUUUAGACAGGUCUUAUCAUGAUUUCAUUAUAUUAUGUCAAUUACCUAUCAAGUUUCAUAUUAAUAUCUGAACUCCUAGACAUGAAUCAAUUGCUAAACACAUCUUUGUGAUUUCCUGUACACUUACAGUGCCUUGCGAAAGUAUUCGGCCCCCUUGAACUUU